Hibiscus syriacus is the source of this 1497-nucleotide messenger RNA. RefSeq names its product amino acid permease 6-like. The record is from RefSeq and is a predicted model, not a curated record. The transcript has 6 exons. NCBI's taxonomy places the organism in Eukaryota, Viridiplantae, Streptophyta, Magnoliopsida, Malvales, Malvaceae. The coding region runs from base 1 to 1497 and encodes 498 amino acids. Gene Ontology annotation, cellular component: plasma membrane.
AUGGAACUGGAAACUGGCAAGCCUACCAUUGCUUCUUAUGAUGAUGACGAUGUAAGAUCAAAAAGAACAGGAACUUGGGUGAGUGCAAGUGCACAUAUAAUAACAGCAGUUAUAGGUUCAGGAGUGUUGUCUCUUUCAUGGAGGAUUGCUCAGUUAGGGUGGAUUGCUGGCCCCAUUGCUCUUGUUGUCUUCUCUGUCAUCACCUGGUUCACAUCGAAUCUGCUAGCUGAUUGUUGCAGGGACCCUGUUUCUGGAACAAGAUUUAACUGUUACAUGGAUGCUGUCAAAUCUAACUUAGGAGGAAUCAAUAACAAGUUUUGUGGAAUAGCACAAUAUGUGAAUCUUGUGGGGGUAACAAUUGGAUAUUCAAUCACUUCAGCUAUUAGUAUGGCGGCGAUAAAAAGAUCAGGUUGCUUUCACAAAGAGGGCCAUGCUGUAGGCUGCCAUGUCAAGAACAAUAUGUUCAUUAUUAUCUUCGGCAUCAUAGAGAUCACAUUGAGCCAAAUUCCAAACUUCCAUGAGCUCUCGUGGCUCUCCGUGGUCGCUGUCGUUAUGUCGUUUGCCUACUCUUGCAUCGGCGUCGGUCUAUCAAUAGCCAGAGUUGUAGGAGGAUCUCGUUCUAGGACGAGCUUGACAGGGACGACGAUCAGGGUCGAUGUGACGGACUGGGAGAAGGUUUGGAACGCCUUCGAGGCCCUCGGUGACAUCGCAUUCGCCUAUGGUUUCUCCAAUGUCCUCGUUGAAAUACAGGCGAGUCUCCUGGAGGAAAAGAGCUCUAUUUAUAGCAAAAGAAUUUCCCUUCCUCCUUAUACACAACCAAUGUGGGAUUUUGUCAAAAAACCAACGACUCUGGAAUCAAGUCCACCAGAAUAUGAAUCAAUGAAAAAGGCAACCUCGAUCGGUAUCUCGGUCACCACCAUGUUCUACGUUUCGUGUGGAGUUCUGGGUUAUGCAGCAUUCGGGAACACCGCUCCAGGCAAUUUCCUAACAGGGUUUGGGUUUUACGAACCUUACUGGCUUAUCGACAUUGCUAAUCUGUGCAUUAUUAUUCAUCUUGUGGGAGCUUAUCAGGUAUUCUGCCAACCAAUAUUCAAACAGGUUGAAGACUGGUGCUUAAACCGAUUGCCAAACAACAAUUUCAUAAAAGGAAGUCGACCAAUUAAGCUUCCGUUGUUUGGGGACUAUACUUUCAGUACCUUCAGGCUUGUAUGGCGAACGGCUUACGUGAUCACGACAACCGUGGUGGCGAUGCUUAUCCCGUUCUUCAACGGCAUUCUCGGUCUGCUCGGCGCCGCUUCAUUUUGGCUGCUGACCGUGUAUUUCCCGAUCCAAAUGCACAUAUCGAGAGAAAACAUUCGACCCUUUUACUGGAAAUGGAUAUGGCUAAACGUCCUGGUCAUGGCCUGCUUGAUUAUAUCGGUUCUAGCAGCGGCUGGCUCCAUUGCUGUAAUCGCUAAGGAUCUCCAAACAUACAAGCCUCUCACCUCAGUUUCUUAA